CAUAAUGAAUUAAAAAUUGUGGAGUUUUUACGAGAUAUUGUUGAGAGAAUGAAUGAAAAUUGUAAUGAAACGUUAUCAAAUUAUCUAACAAAAACAUAUUAUUUACCACAGUCUACGGGACAUAAAACAAUUGAUUUAAUUAUCCCAAAAUGUUUUUUAUCACUUGAUAAAAUCGAUCAUUUGAUAGCAGUAACGAAACCAUUUUUAAAACAUGUGAUUUGGAAGGAUUCUGAAUUAGAUGAUUUUUAUCAUAAACCCACUGGACGUUUUGAACGUAACUUAAAAUCUCAAUUCUUCAAAGAUGAAAAUUUAUUAUUAAAUUUAGAGAGUACUGUCGUUUCCUCUGCUACAUCAAUUACCUGUGGUGAUUUUCUAGAUAAUUCUACAGCUAAAAACUAUAAAACAUCUCUAGUUACAGAAAUAUUUAAAAAACGUUUUUUAGCUAUAUUUAAUUUUAAAUCAAUGGAAUCAAUAGUUAAGGAAAUAGUUGAUCUGUCGGCACACAUGAAAACUGAAAUCCCAACAGACGUGGAAACGAAACAAUCAAAAGGAUUGAAAAAAGGUAGACCUAGAAAAAAAUUACCUGGUGGAAGGUUCAAAUAUGAAAGGGAAGAGGGCGAUGAUGAAGAAGAUCUUUAUAAUAAUCAAAUUAAAACUGAACAAAAUAAAUUAUUAACGAAAAAUAUAAAAGAAGAGCUAAUGUCAGAAACUAGUCAAAAUGUUUAGAUCCAGCUUUUGGUCUAAGCGAAGGGGGAACGGGUACAGCCAACAAAAUCUAUGCUAAGUCUACGUUCAGAUGGAGGGAAGUUGCUCUGACAUAUCCAACUCCCCCCAUGGAACGUUCCAUGCCAUUUAAUAUAAUUGAAAAAUGACAAUAAGGAGUAGUCAAAACGGUGUGAAAAAUCAUAAGAAUCGAAUUUUUUUUAAAUGAAAAAUGAUCGCUUUGAAAUUUGC
Messenger RNA from Chrysoperla carnea, 954 nucleotides. RefSeq lists its product as uncharacterized. The transcript is spliced from 2 exons. The coding region runs from base 49 to 726 and encodes 225 amino acids. The record is from RefSeq and is a predicted model, not a curated record. NCBI's taxonomy places the organism in Eukaryota, Metazoa, Arthropoda, Insecta, Neuroptera, Chrysopidae.